Spodoptera frugiperda (fall armyworm) is the source of this 7948-nucleotide messenger RNA. Its product is annotated as phospholipid-transporting ATPase ABCA1. The record is from RefSeq and is a predicted model, not a curated record. Gene Ontology annotation, biological process: lipid transport; transmembrane transport. Gene Ontology annotation, molecular function: lipid carrier activity; ATP hydrolysis activity; ATP binding. Lineage: Eukaryota; Metazoa; Arthropoda; Insecta; Lepidoptera; Noctuidae. Gene Ontology annotation, cellular component: membrane; intracellular membrane-bounded organelle.
CGUUUUCAUUCAUUGAAUUGUCACAGUGGAAGGGAGGUUCGGCUCCUGUAGAAUGGUCUGUUUCGCUUACGGUUUUAUAUUGACCUUCAAAAAUAGUAUCAAUUAAAUAAAUCGUGUGUGAGUGUGCCAUACCUUAACAGUGAUCUGCGUAUCUAUGAAAAUUCCGCAAAAAUAGGAUGUAUGCGUAAUAUGCAGAUGCCCUCCUGACACUAUGGCUGCCUUUGACAAACUAAAGCUCCUCAUUUGGAAAAACUUCCUUUUACAAAGGAGGCAUAAAUGGCAAACAGCUUUUGAAAUAGCAUCACCUGUGAUAUUUUCUUUAUUUUUAAUUCUAACAAGAUGCCUAGUGGACCCAAAAUCAAAACCAGAUAUAAGUUAUCCCCCAUUUCUCCCAACAUAUUUCAACAUAACUGGCAGAAAUUUAGGCAAUCUCACAACAACAAAAUCAGGAACACUGGCAUUCUCUCCAGAAAACCCUCUUACUAGAAAGGUAACUAAGGAUGCCAUUGCAAUGGUAGCUGAUGAUAAUUUUAGCAUACUUUUUGCUCUUCUAUUUGAUUCAAAUGUUUUACCUCAACCCAAAGGCUACAAAAAUGCUAAAGAAAUGGAAUUAGCUCUUACCCAACCUAAUGCUAUGAACCAAAUUCUUGUUGGAAUCCAAUUUGAUGACAGUAUGGCAAAUGCUACAGAAUGGCCAGAUGACAUAACUCUAACCCUAAGAUUCCCAGCUGUGAUGAGGACUCCGAUGGUGGAGCACCCACUUAGGGCCAGUUGGCGCACGAAUUUAUUGUAUCCGUUGUUCCCGCGCCCUGGUCCCCGUGAUCCCGACGACAUGUACGGUGGAAAAACACCAGGAUAUUCGCCAGAAAUGUUCUUAGCGGUUCAGCAUGCUAUAUCACAGGAAAUAAUAAAACAGAAAGCCGGGAAGCCGAUCGGCACCAAAGUUUACCUACAACGUCUACCUCAACUUGCAUACAGGGAAGAUCAAUUGUUAGUCGCACUCGAAAGAUUCAUAUCAAUGAUCAUCAUGCUCUGCUUCGCGUAUUCCUUCGUCAACACUGUCAGGGUCGUAACAUUCGAGAAAGAGCUACAGUUAAAGGAAACAAUGACAAUAAUGGGCCUUCCGUCGUGGUUACACUGGUUGGCAUGGUUCAUCAAACAAUUUUCGUUCCUGCUCAUAUCUGUUGUCCUUAUUGUGAUCCUGUUCAAGACACCUUUCAACCGCACGGAGGCCGGCGACGGUUACGCUGUACUUACAUUCACACCAUGGAGCGUCCUUUUUUUCUUUAUGAUCUUGUUCGUCAUCGCCUCAUUAUCAUUUUCUUUUAUGGUCAGCGUCUUCUUUUCUCGAGCCAAUACAGCUGCAUCGUUUAUGGGCCUGGCCUGGUUCGCCGCAUACUCUGUGUACAUGCUAACUCAAGUACUUUACGAAGACAUAAGUCUGACAACGAAACUGCUAUUAAGUCUGAUAUCAAACACUGCUAUGGGAUAUGCGUUCCAAAUUAUCAUCAUGUGCGAAGGAACUUCCAAAGGUCUACAAUGGGACGAGUUCUUCACUCCGAUAUCAUACCAGGAUCAACUACAGCCGGGCCAUAUAGUUCUAAUGCUGAUACUUGACUCGAUACUCUACAUGUUGAUAGCGAUGUAUGUCGAGAAGAUAAGGCCAGGGCUCUACGGAGUCCCGUUGCCCUGGUACUUCCCUCUGACGAAGAGCUUUUGGAAACCGAAAAAGCAUAAAGUAGCAGAGAUGACGGGUAAAGAUUCAAAUAAUCCAGAGUACAAUGAUGCUUUGUUGAAAGUCGUUCAUGACCACGACGAGGAACCGAAGGGCGUGCCAGUGGGCGUCAACAUACAGAAUUUAACGAAAAUAUACAAGGGUCGUAAAAAAGUCGUAGACAAUUUGAACCUGAGAAUGUAUGAGAACGAGAUCACCGUGUUAUUGGGUCACAAUGGCGCCGGGAAAACAACCACUAUAUCCAUGCUUACAGGCAUGGUUCCGCCUACAUCUGGGAAAGCGUACAUCAACGGUUACAAUAUAGUGACGGAAACUGGUCAAGCACGCAAGUCACUCGGCAUCUGUCCACAACACAACGUACUUUUCCCAGACCUCACGGUCGCGGAACACAUCAUAUUUUAUUCAAGACUAAAAGGUGUUCCUAAAAAUAAAAUAAAGGACGAAGUGGAUCAUUUCGUCAAACUCCUUGAAUUAGAAGAAAAGCGAGACGUGACAUCUGACAAGUUGUCGGGUGGUCAGAAGCGGCGGUUGUCUGUAGGGGCUGCGAUGUGCGGGAACUCGCGCGUGGUACUGCUGGACGAGCCCACGUCCGGCCUUGACCCGGCCGCGCGCCGCGCAUUGUGGGACCUACUGCAGAAAGAAAAGAAAGGUCGCACAAUGAUACUGACGACGCAUUUCAUGGACGAGGCCGAUGUACUCGGUGAUAGAAUAGCAAUCAUGUCGGGGGGCCAACUACAAUGUAUAGGGACCUACUUCCUCAAAAAACAUUACGGUAUCGGCUACAAAAUAACUAUAGUCAAGGGAGAAAACUGCAUAACUGAUGACGUCACUAAGUUCUUCAAAACUUACGUGCCUGAUAUUAAGGAGAAUACUAAUAUAGGUUCGGAACUAACAUAUAUCUUGCCUAGCGACAACGUUAGUAAAUUUCCGGAGAUGCUUAAAGAAUUUGAAGAGAAAAAGGAGUCUUUAUGCGUUUCUAGUUAUGGACUCUCUGUCACCAGCUUAGAGGAGGUCUUUAUGAAGGCAGGCGCAGAAGAUCUAGAAAGUUCGUCAGCGAAAAAUAAAAACCAUAACAGUUCUGGACCAUACAACGAAUGCGCAAUCGCACCGCUAGCCAACAACAUACCGGAUAAUGAACCUAUACAAAAAGUGCGCGGAUUCAAACUUUUGCGGAAUCACAUAAAGGCAAUGUUUUUGAAAUUGGCUUAUAAUACGAUGAGAAACAAACUGACUGCUUUGAUACAAUUCGUGACGCCUAUAAUUAAUAUCACAAUAUCAGUAAUUAUAGCUAGGUCUUGGAAAUUUUUAUCUCAAUUACCGCCAUUAACCUUAAGUCUUGAGAGUGGGUUUGCGCAGACAGAAACUUUGAUGUCCCAAGCGAACGUAACAGAUGGUAGUAUCGAAGCUAAAGCUAUGAUGGCGUAUAAGGAUUACUUUAAAACUUCAACGUACCCAGGCAUGUCGCUUACCGACUUGGGUACAAGUAAUUUAGGGAAAUUCUAUUUGAAACUGAGCGAAACUGAUCUUGCAAGGGUAAGAAAUGAAAUUCCAAUCGGUGCUACAUUUGGUGCGCACAAUAUCACAGCUUGGUUCAGUAACUAUGGGUACCAUGACUCGGCAAUAUCUUUGGCGCAUGUCAACAAUGCAAUCAUGAAAGCUAUGUCGCCUGGAAGCAACUUGAAAGUGAUCAACUACCCACUGCCGUAUUCUAUUGAAAAUUUGGUGAAGGUCAUGGCUUCCGGCAGCAGUAUGGGAUUCCAAUUCGCAUUCAACAUCGGCUUUUGUAUGGCUUUCGUCACUGCUUUCCUAGUACUCUUCGUUAUUAAGGAGCGUAUAAGCGGAGCGAAGCUUCUCCAACGCGUGUCAGGCGUGCGGCCCGCAGUCAUGUGGACGACUGCGCUCAUCUGGGACUGGUUCUGGCUGUUCCUUGUCUACCUCUGUAUUAUACUCACCCUCGCGUGCUUUCAAGAAAGCACUUUAUCUUCACCUGCCGAACUAGGCAGGGUACUUCUAGUCUUAAUGGUGUUCUCAAUAGCCACAAUACCACUACACUACCUCGCAUCAUUCUAUUUCGAAGCAGCUGCUACUGGCUUCUCGAAAAUGUGCUUCAUGAAUAUAUUUACGGGUUGCAUGCCAUUUUUAAUCAUCGAAUUAUUGAGAUUACCCGAAGUAGGCAGUCCGUUUUACGCUCAUCUGUUCGACUGGAUUUUUGCUCCGUUGCCUAUUUACUGCAUCAGUAGAAGUUUCAGGGACAUGAGUGUAUCAUCGUUCUCAAUGUUGGCGUGCGAUGGUCUCUGCGACCAGUUGAAGAUCGAGAAUUGCACGCGGCAUACAAUCUGCCACCAGCUGAAACUCUCCGUGUGUUGUAUCGAAGAUGACCCGUACAUGAAAUGGGAAGAACCGGGCAUCGGGAGAUAUUUGUUCAUGAUGAGCAUGGUCGGAAUCAUAUCGUUCACUAUAUUGCUGAUCAAGGAAUACGAGCUUUUGAACAAGGUGUUCUACUCUUCAAGUAAGCAACCAGCACCAGCUGCUGUAGGCAAAAUGGAUGAUGAUGUAGAAACAGAACGCCAGAGAGUCCAAGAGUUUACAAGAGCCCAAGUAGCUCAGCACAGUCUGGUGUGUAAAGACCUUACUAAGUUCUACAAACAUUUCCUUGCUGUUAACAGACUGACGUUUGCCGUGAACAAGGGAGAGUGCUUUGGACUGCUAGGUAUAAACGGUGCAGGCAAGACCACAACGUUCCGUAUGUUGACUGGCGACGCUCACAUCUCUGCCGGUGACGCAUACGUACACGGAAUGUCUAUCAAGACGCACCUGCAAGAUGUCUAUAGACAUAUUGGUUACUGCCCGCAGUUUGAUGCAUUGUUUGAAAAUCUGACGGGUCGCGAGACGUUGCGGAUAUUCUGUCUACUGCGCGGCAUACCAUCUGCUGUCGGUAACGCUCGAGCUCUACACCUCGCCACCUCACUCGGGUUCUUGAGACACUAUGAUAAAAAGGUAUUUGCGUGUAGCGGAGGUACCAAAAGGAAAAUUAGCACAGCUGUUGCAUUGCUGGGUGAUGCGCCAUUAGUGUUCCUAGAUGAGCCGACUACAGGUAUGGACCCGGCAUCAAAGCGGCUGGUAUGGACGUGUAUAAGCGAGGCAGUGAUAGCGGGGCGCAGUAUAGUGCUGACGUCACACAGCAUGGAGGAGUGUGAAGCUCUGUGCUCGCGCCUCACUGUCAUGGUCAACGGACAGUUCUACUGCCUCGGGCCGCUGCAGCAUUUGAAGAAUAAGUUCUCACAAGGAUACACAUUAAUAGUGAAAUGUAAAUCUGGCGUAGACAGGGAUAAUGACGUGAUCAAGAUCAAAAAUUAUAUUACCGAUAACUUCAAUGAUUCGAGACUUAUCGAAUCAUAUUUGGGUAUUAGCACAUUCUAUAUCAAUGACGUCGGAUUACCGUGGUGGAAAAUAUUCGAUAUUAUGGAAGAGGCUCGGAAACAGUUCCCUAUAGAAGAUUACUCUGUAGCACAGACUACACUAGAACAGGUAUUCCUACAAUUCACAAGAAUGCAGGGCAACACAGAGGCUUAAACCAUCGAUGGAAUAUUAAUUUAAGCGUUAGGUUCAGGGUAAACUACAAGACAAGAGAUCUGAAUCGAAUUACUGCGCGCCUAAUCGACAAUAGAUUUGUUAAGUUUUUGAUGGGCAAACUCAAUAAUAACGUCUCGAUUUUUAUACAAAUCAAGACUAGUAAUGUUUGUAACUGAUAACUUUUGACUUUUUCAUAUACUCAAUAUGAACUUUGUAAUAUUUUCUUCAAUUGUCGACAAAAUAUUUUGUAAGACCGUAAGGUAAAUACGGACGUUGAGACUCAUUAGUACUUAACAAUGAAUACAAAUAUGUCUUAAGACUCCUUUUGAAUGUUCAAUAUUUUAUAUGAAAAAAAAUAUUUAAGAUAAUUAUAGUUACAAUCGUACCGUUAAAUGUUGUUGUUGAUGUGUUUGAAUGUGUAUUUAAUGCAUUAAAUAUAGUCCACGCGACGUACGUAAGUACUUGGAAUAUAUGAGCUCUCAUAGUUUGCCGCAAAACGUUGCAAAAUUCACACGCCUCGCAUGAAGCAGUUUGGUUAGAACGUAACGGCAAACAUUGUACUUAAAAUGUUCUUCUCUUUUGGAAGAAGAUAAUACUUUCACUAAAGCAUCGUGCUAUUCUAGUAAACUCAUAAUCAUGCCUCAUAUGUUCGUAGAAUUUUCAUCAAGUAAAUGUAAGUUGAUGGCCACACCAUUCCAGUUUUCGUACAAUAGAAACGUUAGAAAUAAACGUAUUACCUCCAAAUACUCCCAACCUCUAUAAUGAUCUGUUUAUUUAAGUAAAAAGUACCGAAUAUAUGAUUUAUGUACAACAGUACCCUUAGUACAAGUUUGCUUUACGUUGAACGAAAACGCAACGAGAUCACGUCCGGCGCUGUGAAUGGCAGGCACGAAUGAACCAACCAAUCAGAGAACCGAACACGCUCGUGUAUCGUUUUUGUUCAACGUAAGGCAAACUCGUACUAAGGAUACUGAAUUUUACUUAGAGCUAGCGUCUUAAAUGAAAGCACCAUCAAUUGUCGAAUUUACUUCGUAUUACACCUAUAUAUUUCGCCGUAGAUAUUUUCAGUGGUGAUAUGUGAUUUUAUUUGUUACUAUCUUGUCACAGCUAAAAAUGGUUCCUUGUUGUAAUUUGGAACCCAACAAUGCAGUAUUUCAUUAUAUGUAAGGUGCCUAUUAAGUACUUAUUUUAGUGAGAUAUAAUUAAUGUUAUGGUGCUUGUCCUAUUAGGAAAGUAAGGUCGUAUGAUCGCCUUUUUGGCAGCCGCAAAAAUGAACUGUGUCUAAUAUAACAAUACUUUAGACGACCUUUUCCUAUGUUUUAUAAUUUCUGUAUUCUAGAUAACAUUUUAAUACCAAAGGAAGUCUCAAUGAACUUGAAAGAUCUACAUUUUGUAACUAGUAUUUAUUAUCUCACAAUUUGCCACUAUGAUAAUAUAAUUUAACUUCUAAGGAAAUAUAUGUAUAUUUAUUUAAAUUCUUAUCACAAUCUCAUUGUUAGUUUAUUAGGUAGCUGACAGUAUCAAUAUUAAGAUUGUGUACCGUAUUGACUUUAAUUAAUCCACCAAUAUGAUGGCCUAAUGAUAUCAACUGACAAAAUCAUAUUGACUAAUUUGCACCAAAUUAUGUUCUAUUUUCUAACAUAUAAUCUUUUCUUAAGAUCUGAAAAUGUCCGUAGAAUUAAAAGUAAAUAUACAAAAUAAUACAAGUACAAAUGGAAAUCACAAUUUUCUGGCAAUUGUGUAAAUAAUUACAAAGUAUGUGUUAAUUUUGGUGCGGCGCCUUGACAGAUGUAAACGCACCAUAAUGGUAAGCGUCCACAGGUCCGCAUCGUACGUACCGUAUUACUUCCGUAUCGUAUCACUUGAAUUUUUGGCAUCGGCAUUCCUUAUGACGUCAUCGGUACGCAUCGCAUGUAGGCAUUGCCGAUGAGCGGUCCGUACGAUGCGGAUCAGUAGACGCAGUUGUAUGAGUUUCUAUACAAGACAAAUUAAAAUCCGUUGCGUGCGAUGCGUACGAUGCGGACCUGUGGACGCUUACCUUUAGUAUUCAGUCUUGAACACUAUUGAUUGAUAUUGUAUUAAAAGAUUUGAUGUUCACUUUACGACUAUGCAUGUGAUACAUUUAGUAUGUGUGCUCUCUUAUUUGCGGAGUAUAGAUAAAAAUAACUUCUUUAUUGUAUUAAGUAAUGCAGAUCUGCAUUAUUGAUGUCAGCUCAGAGCUGAACGAUAUAUUUAAGAAGUUGUAUAAAUGUGAAUUCGUGUGAUAUGAUUUGUGAUCUAUUGUAAUUUGUUUAUUGCCAUUAGCAAAAUGUAUAUUAUUAUUUAAGGAUACGCCCUGUGCUACUGAUACAUCUGAUGCCAUUUACAAUCAGGGCUUAGUUUAAUUUGAUUAGUACAAGUUCCUUUGAACAUCAAGUAUUAUUAAAACGAAUAUUUUUAUAAAAAUAGACUGUAGAACUCAUGUGCAGCUUGAAAUGCUACUUAAUUAUUACGCUUGAACAGUAUACAUAACUUAAUUUAUGCAACAUUCUGGCUUUAAAUUAUAUUGCUAUUCCUCUCAAUGUAUAUUGUAUAUCAUAAGGCGGUGUUUGUAUUGUGUAGUGUUUAUAGACAAUUUUUAAUAAAACUAAGGAUAUUUUA